Camellia sinensis is the source of this 3014-nucleotide messenger RNA. The record is from RefSeq and is a predicted model, not a curated record. NCBI's taxonomy places the organism in Eukaryota, Viridiplantae, Streptophyta, Magnoliopsida, Ericales, Theaceae.
UACUGCAUAACUUCUGGGCAGGUUGCAAACUCAAAUGUUCGUCAAAAUGCAUUGCAUCUACUGCUAGACAUGUUCCCCCUUGAAGAUCCUGAUUGUACAAAGGAGGUUAAAGAUACCCUGCUUGAUAAACAAUUCUUUUUGUUGGAAAGAUUACUGAUGGAUGAAUGUCCAGAUGUAAGAGUUGUUGCAGUAGAAGGUUCUUGUCGCAUUCUUCAUUUGUUUUGGGAAAUUAUUCCUUCUUCUACCAUUACAAAGAUAAUCACCAAAAUUUUUGAUGAUAUGACUCAUGAUCCAUGCAAUGAGGUCAGGCUUUCCACAUUGAAUGGCAUUAUAUAUUUGCUUGGCAAUCCUCAAUCUCAUGAGAUUCUUAAAGUUCUUCUACCAAGAUUGGGGCAUCUGAUUCUGGAUCCUGCGAUGUCCAUACGAGCUGCUCUUAUAGAUCUCCUUCUUCUUGUAAGGGAUAUUCGAAUUUUCCAGUUUCAUAAGGUUGUGCACUUAGACCUAUUACUGUCAACACUUGCAAAUGAUCAACCACUUAUUGCUGAGAAAAUCACUAAACUUCUGAUGCCAUCAUAUUUCCCCUCAAAAGUAACUGUGGAAGAAGCAUGUAAUCGAUGUGUCACACUUAUCAAAAGGUCUCCAAUGGCUGGGGCAAGGUUUUGUGAAUUUGCUCUAUCAGAAGGGGCAUCUUUGCAGUAUCUCAUGGAGCUUGUCAAAGUUUUCAUCAAUUUGGUUGUCUCUACUAACAAGCUGGAUGGAAAUCAGAUUGAUGGCUUACUUGUUGCUGCUGCCUACCUUUGCAAUAAUCUAGUGACUGAGGCAUCUUACAAGGCUACCCUUAAGGAAUUGUUGUCUGGUGAAAAGCUGAGGUGCUUGUUUGUUGCUGCAGCUACUAGGCAUGCUCAAUCUUCUGUUUGUGACAUCAUUUCCAGCAUCUCUCCAGAUGAUGCUGGCAGUCUUUUUGAAGAAUGCAUGGCCUUGGUCACAAAUUGUUGCGGUUUAUCUGAAAACAUGGAAAUGCAAGGUGAAGUGAGGUCUGCCCACAAGAUGAUGUUGUCUUGUAAUUGGUUUGAUGAGAUGUUUGAGACUCUGACAAGGCUUUUGCAAAAAACUGCCCACGGAUGCCAUACCAAAUUUGGCACAGAAAUAGCAAGGCACAAUGUUCCCUCUGCAAAACGAAGGAAAACUAAGUCCUCUAUCAAAAUUUCAACGAAAUGGAAGCAUGUCAGUGGGAAAAAGUCUUCCAGUACGGCCACCUCCAUAUUUGAAGAGGAUUAUUCAAUUGCUUUAGGAAUAGCGUGGCAAAUAAGAGACUUGCUUACAGAUGAAAACACACGGAAAGCAAUGUUGGAGUCUCUAAUUCUAGAAAUAGCAUUCUUUGCUUUAAAGACCAUUUCUGAAGUCAGCAUUGUACAGUGCAUGCAUUGCAGUUAUAUGGACACAUCUCCAAUUUUGGCAUACACAGCUCUUACUUUCCAUAUGUCUCUUCAAAAUGUUAGCAUAAAUGGUACAAACAAUCAUGGAACCAAGAAUAAGGCUCGUCUUGAUUCUUCAGGAUCAUCUUUGGAGCCAACUUUGUUGGAGCAAACGAUGGAUCACCUAUUCAACUGUACAAAUAAGCUAUUCGGAGCUGGUGACGGAGGAAAGUCUGGCAGAUUGCCCUCAGGAGCUAAGCAGGAUAAGAACAAGACAGCAUAUCAUUGUGGGCGUAAGAAGAGAGAAUCUGAAAUAAAUACCUCUAGCCCUAGUGAUGGAGGACCCACUUUUACUGAACAGAGAAGGAUGUCUAAUACAUUGAAGAUCCUAACAGCAGUUCUCAAGUUCAUAGUUGAUGCAACCGCAAUGGGUCUCAUUUCUAACAGUCAAGAAAAGUGCUUGAAGUUCACACUGAAAUAUGUGGAAUUCAUUAUGUCUAAUUUAAGGCAACAUUCCCAUGACGAGCUGCAGUUGAAGGAGGAAGAUUUGAAAGAAGCAUUCAUCUGUCUGAAGAGUUCCUUCACCUAUGCAGCCAAGCUACUCAAUUUAAUCCUAUCAAGCUCCGAUGAAGCUUCACCGCCUCCCCCACAAGCUUAUAUUCUUGCUAACAGUUUGCUUGAUCUAAUCAUUUCAAUUGAAUCAUGUUUGGGCUCUGGUUAUGCAUCACGUGUCGUUGCUGCAAUGAAGCCAUGGCUGCCUGAUUUGAUUCUGGCAUUGGGAUCGAUGCAGAUGCACAAACAGACUUCAGAAGGGAGAGCAUCUGAAUCUGGUUUUCCAUCAUGGCCGUCAAUUUUAGCAAAGAUUGAAUUCCGUGAGUCAAGUGAAGUUGGCUCAGAUGAGGAGGGUGAGAGAGUUUCAGAACCAGUGGAAUUUCCCGCCUUCAAGAAACUUGAGGAAAUGCUGGUCAUACUGUUGAGAGGAAAUACUAAGGUAUUAGAUGCGGUUGGGGUGAUUUUUUUGACCAGUGUGACUGUUGGGCUGGAACGGAAGGACUUUAAACUGGUAUUCAGACUCUUGCACUUUGUGUCCAUGAAAUUGGUCAGACAUGAGCUUGGAGAGUGGGGAGAGCUUGACUUGAUGUUGGCAUCUUUGCACAAUAUUUACCUUCAAAUAGAGAGAGAAGCUGAACUGAGCAGCGAUGAGAAUGCAAGGCAGAUGUUACAGAGUGCAAUGAUGUUACUUGAACCAGUUUGGUCGAGUUAUACUUAUGAUACUCAGAAGGAUUCCAUGGAGGAAGAAUAGAAACUGAUAAGAUCAGACAUGGAAAAUUAAACAAAACGUUUUUGCAAAUCGCUCUCUACUAGUGGCAAUUGCAGUUCUUAAGCUCAGUUUAUUAAUGUAUAAACAUGAGUUUUCUUUAGUUGGACAGUUACUGUAUGUGAAUAAGGUCAGAAACUAUAUUUGUUUCUAGUCCAUCUUCAAGUUUACUAUGCUUCCUUCUAGUAAAUGGUCUUAGCUUCAGCUGCCAAGAGUGUACACAAACCUCAGUGUUAAAAUCUGUCCCAAAAUAUAUUGAAUUUUUUUAUCAGGCUUUCAAA